Phytophthora nicotianae INRA-310 is the source of this 2037-nucleotide messenger RNA. RefSeq lists its product as hypothetical. The record is from RefSeq and is a predicted model, not a curated record. The coding region runs from base 1 to 1965 and encodes 654 amino acids. The transcript has a single exon. Lineage: Eukaryota; Oomycota; Peronosporomycetes; Peronosporales; Peronosporaceae. Gene Ontology annotation, molecular function: copper ion binding; quinone binding; primary methylamine oxidase activity. Gene Ontology annotation, biological process: amine metabolic process.
AUGUGUUCGCACGCAAAGACACCCGACCUCAAGGAUACCGUCGUCCAUCCGCUUGAUCCUCUCACUGCCAAGGAGGUGCAGAGCAUGAAGCAGAUUGUCGGUGAGGCCGGAUACGAAGGUCCCAACUUCCGCUACUCGUACGUGAUGCUGCGUGAACCAGACCACAAGACGCUGGGCGCCUGGAAGACUGGUGACGAUAUUCCUCGUGAGAUCGGCGUGCUCGUGCUGGAUAAAGCGAGCAACGUGGCGCGUGAGGUGGUCGUGGACAUUCCCGCUCACAUGGUCAUUCACAACCGCCAACUUACUCCUGCAAUCGAUGGCUGGGGUCCCAUCUUAGACGAAGACUACGUCGCUGCUGGGACCAUCACCAUGGCCGACCCACGCUACGUGGCUGCUCUGGCCAAGCGCGGCAUCACCGACCUCAGUACAGUUCAGCACCUCCCGCUAUCAGCGGGUGUGUUCGGCUACGAGGACGAGGUCAACCGCCGUAUGAUCCGUGUGUUGAGCUUCUUGUCCACGGAAAAUACGCACUCAAUGUUCGCCCACCCUGUGGAUGGUAUCGUCGCCCACGUCGAUCUCACUAGUGAGCGUGUGGUCCGCUUGAUUGACACGGGCUACGACCAUAUCCCGACCGAAUCGGGUGACUAUCUCGACCCUAAGUUGUCCGGACCAGUGCGUACGGACAUGAAGCCCCUGCGUAUCACGCAACCUGAAGGUGCGAGCUUCACGGUCGAGAACAACGUGCUCAAUUGGCUGAACUGGGAAGUUCGUAUCGGCUUCAACGGACGUGAAGGUCUCACACUACACGAUAUCUCCUUUAACGACCGCGGAUCUAAGCGUCCAAUUCUCAACCGGGCUGCGAUUUCCGAGAUGGUGGUGCCCUACGGUGAACCCCAGCCUACCCAUGAGUGGCAGAACUACUUUGACGCCGGUGAAUACCAAUUUGGUCGUCUAGCCAACUGCCUCGUGCUCGGAUGCGACUGUCUUGGUAAGAUCCAGUACCUUGACGCGACGGUUGUUAACGACUUUGGCGAGCCUGUGCUGCUCAAGAACGCCAUCUGCAUCCACGAAGAAGACUUUGGUACGCUCUGGAAGCACACGGACAUUUACACAAACCAAGGAACAGUCCGUCGUCAACGUCGUUUAGUCAUCUCGUUCUUCGUGACGGUCGGUAACUACGAUUACGGCUUCUACUGGUGCUUCUACCUGGAUGGCAAAAUCGAGCUCGAAUGCAAGGCUACUGGUAUUGUCUUCUCUUCUGGACGUCCUGAAGGCGAUUACGAGUUCGCGACUGAGAUGGCCCCACGUCUUGGAGCCCCGUGUCACCAGCACCUGUUUUCAGCUCGUCUGGAUGUGGCGAUCGAUGGCAACAAGUGCCAUGUUGAUGAGCUCGAGGUGCAGCGUCUACCGAUCAGUCCUGCAAACCCCGUGGGCAAUGCUUUCAAGCGUUUGGCUACGCGUCUAGAGCGUGAGAGUGACGCUCAACGUGAAGCUGAUAACAAGCUUGGACGUACUUGGUUGAUAGCCUCCAGUGAGAAGCUCAAUCGCCUUGGAAAACCUACGGGUUACAUCCUGUACCCGGAAGGUGCUCCAUUGCUAUUGGCUGCAGACGAGAGUUCAAUCUCCAAGCGUGCACAGUACGCCAAGAAGCACUUGUGGGUAACCCAGUACGCCCGUGAUGAGAUGUGGGCUGCUGGCUACACGCCCAACCAGCACCCUGGGUACUCUGGUCUACCAGCGUACGCCAAGGCCAAUCGACCGGUUGAUGGCGAAGACAUUGUCGUGUGGCACACCUUCGGUCUGACGCACUUUCCUCGUGUCGAGGACUGGCCGAUCAUGCCAGUGGACUACACCGGCUUCAGCUUCCGGCCGGAUGGUUUUUUUGACCGCAACCCGACGCUAAACGUGCCAGAAGACCCGAACGGGAAGGAGUUCUCGGAGAACUGCGAGUGCGAGUGCCCAUAAAUGGCUCAUAUUGAGACCUUAGCAAUUGAAUGUUUCAUUCAAUUCAAGUUUAAAAAAUAGCUUCUUCGAACG